Messenger RNA from Vespa mandarinia (Asian giant hornet), 501 nucleotides. RefSeq lists its product as uncharacterized. Lineage: Eukaryota; Metazoa; Arthropoda; Insecta; Hymenoptera; Vespidae. The record is from RefSeq and is a predicted model, not a curated record.
AUGGACAUAAGCUCUUACGGUUCUUACGAUUCUUACGGAGGUGGAGGCCAUAGCUUUAACUCCGGUCUCGAUCAUGGUCUCUACGAAGGUCAGGCUCACCAUCAUUACGGCGUUCAGACAGUACCGAUCAGCGAACACGUAGAGAUUACGAAGCCAGUGCCAAUACCGGUUGUAAAAAAUGUUGGGGUACCAGUUGCCCAACCAGUUGCCAUACCAGUUCCACGUCCGGUGGCAAUUGGAAUACCUCAACCAUAUCCGGUACAUAUACCGAUUGCCAAACCAGUGGCCAUACCUGUCGUAAAAACUGUCGCUAUACCUGUUGAGAAAAAAGUUCCGUAUCCGGUGGAAAAAGUGAUACCUGUGCCAGUCGAAAAAGCUGUACCAAUUACCAUUGAAAAGCAUGUACCUGUACCAGUUGAAAAACCAUAUCCGAUUCAUAUACCAGUUUACAAACACGUUUUCCAUAAAGUCAAGAGUCACGGUCAUGGUUGGAGCCAUUAG